AUGUGCGGCAUCUUUUGCUCGCUCGGCUCCACGCUCCAUGUGCCACCGGAUACAAUCAUUGCAACUCGUCUGCAAAGCCGCGGGCCUGACAGCACUGGAACAAUCACAUCAAUAUGCACCUGCAAUUCGACUGGCGAGAGUGAGGAAGCGCCAUCGACGGCCUUUGUGACCUUGCAUUCAACGGUGCUCAGUCUACGCGGCUCGAAGACGACGACUCAACCAUAUCAAGACCCCUCUGGCAAGUACACGCUUUGCUGGAACGGAGAAGCAUGGAGCAUUACCGGCAAGCGUCCGAUUGGCAACGACACUGAAGCGGUGUGCAAAAUUCUUGUCGAUGGCUUGGAGAGGCUCUCAGUGGAAGAUGCCAGCGCUACAUGUACGGCGAGCGCACAGGCUCGGUGCAUCGCUCUCGCUCUUUCACAAAUUGCCGGCCCCUACGCCUUCGUGUUCUUUGAUCAGCUGCGCUCGAGACUCUUCUUUGGCCGGGAUUUCUUAGGUCGUCGAUCGCUACUGACCAAGAUCACUCCCGACGGAGACUUGCUGAUCAGCAGUGUCUCCGAUGGCAAUGCUCGUGCCGGCUGGACAGAGGUCGAAGCUGAUGGCGUCUACUACGUGGACCUAAGCCCGGCGAGAUCUGCCUCUCCCGGGUCGACAGCUAGUCCGCAAAGGUGGUCCAUUGGAUUUGCUCCUUACCACUUUCGCGAUACCCAAGGCUCCAGUGACCGCGAGACUCUCAGCGUGAUUCCUCGUCUUUCCUUGAACAAGAGCACAGCCACCGUCGCGACAGUAUUGGAUGAGUCUUCAUCAGCAGUCGCCGAGCUUCAUCAGCUCCUGUACAAUUCCGUGGCAUUGCGAGUGCUCGAUAUUCCAGAGCCACCCGUUUCGUCUUCAGAGAACCAUCCGGCCAAGCUCGUAAUCCUUUUCUCAGGCGGCCUGGACUGCACAGUCCUCGCUCGCUUAUCUCACGAUCUGGUUCCGCUCACCGAACCCAUUGACCUCCUGAACGUAGCCUUCGAGAAUCCCAGAAUUCACAAGAGGGACGCAAAUGAUGGGGCAAUCGACGAGUCAUUUUACGAAUUAUGUCCCGAUCGCAUCACCGGCCGGCAGUCUUACGCCGAGCUCCAGCGCAUUUGCCCGACUCGUACAUGGCGCUUCGUAGCGAUCAACGUGGCGUAUGCCGAAAACCUACAGCACCGCGAGAUAAUCACAUCACUCAUGCACCCGCACAAUACCGAGAUGGACCUCAGCAUUGCCAGUGCCCUCUACUUCGCCGCCAGAGGUCAAGGCGUUCUCAACCAAACUCCAGACAUCAGCUCACCCUGUACAACGACCGCACGAGUUUUGCUAUCCGGGCUAGGCGCAGACGAGCUAUUCGCAGGCUACACCCGCCACGCCACAGCUUUCAAACGCGCCAGCCUCGCAGGUCUCCUCGUCGAACUCGAACUCGACGUCUCGCGACUCGGCAAGCGGAAUCUAGGCCGAGACGAUCGAGUGAUGAGCCAUUGGGGCAAGGAAGUGCGCUUUCCAUUCCUCGAUGAGAAACUACUCACCUGGGCACUGGAUGCACCCGUCACGGAGAAAUGCGGUUUUGGCGAGAUUGUGCCUCGGACUGCUGAGCUUGGGAGCGCUGCUGAGCUCGAGCCGGGGAAGAAAGUGCUGAGGUGUCUGGCGUGGAAGUUGGGUAUGGAGCAGGUGGCGCGAGAGAAGAAGAGGGCUAUCCAAUUCGGCGCCCGCACUGCAAAGAUGGAAACCGGCAAGACGAAAGGCACGCACGUCCUCACCUGA
Molecule: messenger RNA, 1785 nt
Organism: Neohortaea acidophila
Lineage: Eukaryota; Fungi; Ascomycota; Dothideomycetes; Mycosphaerellales; Teratosphaeriaceae
Product: asparagine synthase-domain-containing protein
Exons: 3
Coding region: 1-1785 (594 amino acids)
Molecular function (GO): asparagine synthase (glutamine-hydrolyzing) activity
Source: RefSeq, a predicted model, not a curated record